Messenger RNA from Mycotypha africana, 1563 nucleotides. RefSeq names its product Brix domain-containing protein. The transcript is spliced from 4 exons. Gene Ontology annotation, molecular function: rRNA binding. The record is from RefSeq and is a predicted model, not a curated record. The coding region runs from base 419 to 1354 and encodes 311 amino acids. NCBI's taxonomy places the organism in Eukaryota, Fungi, Mucoromycota, Mucoromycetes, Mucorales, Mycotyphaceae. Gene Ontology annotation, cellular component: nucleolus. Gene Ontology annotation, biological process: ribosomal large subunit assembly; maturation of LSU-rRNA from tricistronic rRNA transcript (SSU-rRNA, 5.8S rRNA, LSU-rRNA).
UGUUGAAAAUAGACUAAAAUUUUGUAAUACUCUCUAGAUAUGCUGCACGAUAAUGAUCUUUUUAUACUUGCUCAUAUUUUUCUUCUGCUUUCUUUAUCCACAAAGUUUCUUCUUGCGUUCUAUGUUUGUCAAAUAUGGCUAAGCUUCAUUUCUUUUCAUGUUCCCUUUGCCUUUGUCUAUAUACUUUACAGCUAUGUUGUAUUCAUCUAUUUCCGAUCUCGAAUUCUGUCCUGUCCGUUCCUGAAUUCCUUGUCCAUUCGAAACCGUCCUACCAAUUGCAUGAACCAAGCCACAAUGUGACAGAGGAUCUUAUCUGCUUUUUUCCAGCUUUCAGCAAAAAGAAGGUCGACUUGAGUUUUAACUUCGUUUUUCUGCCUAAAACAAUUUAGCAGCUACCAUUCGAGAUCAUCUACAAUAAAUGUUGCGUACAGUAAAACCCAAGAAUGCUCGUGCCAAGCGUUUUUUGAAAAGCCGUGAAGCUAAAGUCAACGAAAAUCCAAAGAAUACACUCGUGGUGAAAGGUUCCAGCACAUCGCAAGUAGUAACAGAUGCUUUAAAAGAUCUGUAUGCUUUAAAACGUCCCAAUGCAGUCAAUUUCAGUAAAAAGAACGAAAUCAAACCCUUUGAGGAAGAAGAAAAGCUUGAAUUUUUUUCUCAAAAGAAUGACACAUCUCUCAUGGUCGUUGGCAGCCAUUCCAAAAAACGUCCUCACAAUCUCACCUUUAUUCGUAUGUUCAACCACCAAUUAUUGGACAUGUAUGAAUUCGGUGUAGAGAAUGCUCGCUGUAUGAGUUCGAUGCCCGGCCCCAAAUGUGCUGUUGGUUUAAAGCCUCUUAUGACAUUUCAAGGAGAACGCUUUGAUACCGAUGAUACAUUAAAAGCCAUCAAAAACUACUUUUUGGAUUUCUUCAACGGAGAACAGACGACUCACAUCAAUUUGGCUGGUUUAGAACAUGUGAUCAGUCUAACUGCAACAGGAGAAGGGGAGAAUACACGUAUCCUCUUCAGAACAUAUUCGAUUCAAAUGAAAAAGAGUGGUGUCAAGACACCUCGUGUGGAAUUGCAAGAAAUGGGCCCUUGCUAUGAUCUGAAAUUGAGACGUAGUCAAUUACCAAAGGCUGAUAUGUGGAAUCAAGCUUGUAAAAUGCCAAAGGAACUCAAGCCUAAGAAACAAAAGAAUAUUGAAAAGGAUGAAAUGGGUGAUACGUAUGGUAGAGUCCAUCUUGGUAAACAAGAAUUUGCCAAGAUUCAGACUAGAAAGAUGAAGGGUUUAAAGAAAAGAGGAGCAGAUGAAGAAGACGAAGAAAAUGAAGCGAAAAGACAAAAACUCAGUGAAACUGAUGAUGAAGAGUAACAAAUUGGCAACAUUAGGAAACAAUACACUGUAGACUUUGUUCUUGCUUCCUUCGAUUUUUUUAUUUUCCCCCCCCCCUUUUUAAUUGUAUAUAUAUUUUUCAAUCGUUGUAUAUCAUUAUCGAAUAUCUUUAUACUUUUUCAUGUAAUGUGCGCCAAGCCAAAAAAUAAAUAAUUUGGAAGAAAUAAGCUUAGCACGGUUAUCAAGAG